AUGUCGAUUAUUGACGGCAAGGCCAUUGCCUUGGAGAUUCGUACUCGCAUCCACGGCGAGAUCAAUGAGUACCAACAAAAGUACCCAGACUUCAAGCCUCGUUUGAGUAUCGUUCAGGUGGGAGAAAGACCAGAUUCCUCCACUUAUGUCCGAAUGAAGCUUAAGGCUGCUGAGGAGGCUGCUAUCGAGUGUAAUAUCAUCAAUUUGCCCGAGACUAUUACCGAGUUUGAGUUGUUGACUCGCAUUGAAAAGUUGAACAACGAUUUGACUGUCGAUGGUAUUUUGGUUCAACUUCCUCUUCCUGGCCAUUUGGACGAGUCCAAGAUCACCAAUUCGGUUCAGGCAAAAAAGGAUGUCGAUGGUUUUGGUCCGUACAAUGUUGGAGAGUUGGCUAAGAAGGGUGGCUCUCCAUACUUUUUGCCUUGUACUCCCAAGGGUAUCAUGGAGAUGCUUGAAAAAGAAGGUGUUCAAGUUGCCGGAAAGCACGCUGUCGUUUUAGGAAGAUCCGACAUUGUGGGCAAGCCAGUGGCUCACUUGCUCAACAGAGCAAACGCUACGGUGACCACUGUUCACUCGCAGACUCCUCAGGAUCAAGUUGAGUUCUUCUUGAAGCAAGCUGACAUUGUGGUUGCUGCAAUUGGAAAGCCUCAGGUUAUCAGAGGUGAAUGGCUUAAAAACGGAGCUGUUGUCAUUGACGUGGGAACCAAUUUCAUUCCUGACAGCACCAAAAAGUCGGGAAGCAGAAUGGUUGGAGACUGUGAUUUCGAGUCCUGUUCCAGAGUCGCUUCGAAAAUUACCCCAGUUCCCGGUGGAGUUGGACCCAUGACUGUGGCCUCGCUUUUGGAAAAUGUGAUCCACGCUGCCAAGGAGCACUAUUCUGCCAACAACCAGACUCGUCAAUUCACCAACCCAUUGAAAUUGAACUUGCAAACUCCUGUUCCCAGUGACUACGAAAUCUCUCGUGCUCAACAGCCUAAAAAAAUUGAUCAAGUAGCAUACGAGGCAGGCAUUUUGGAAAGCGAAUUGGAGCCUUUUGGUUCGUACAAAGCCAAAGUGUCACUCAAUCUCUUGGACAGAUUGGAAAACAAAGUCAACGGAAAGUACGUUUUGGUCACCGGUAUCACCCCAACUCCAUUGGGUGAAGGAAAGUCUACCACCACUGUUGGUUUGGCGCAAGCUUUGGGAGCUCAUUUGCAAAAAAAUGUGUUUGCCAAUGUCAGACAACCAAGUAUGGGACCCACGUUUGGUAUCAAGGGAGGAGCUGCUGGUGGAGGUUAUUCGCAGGUUAUUCCUAUGGACGAAUUCAACAUGCACGUUACUGGAGAUAUUCAUGCUAUUACGAUGGCCAAUAACUUGUUGGCAGCAGCCAUUGACACAAGAAUGUUUCACGAAAGUACCCAGAAGGAUGGACCCUUGUUCCGUCGUCUUGUUCCUGCCAAGAAGGGAGUUCGCAAGUUCACUCCAAGUAUGUUGAGAAGAAUCGAAAAGCUUGGAAUUAACAAGACCAAUCCUGAUGAUUUGACAGAAGAAGAAAUCUCAAGAUUUGCUCGCUUGGACAUUGAUCCCGACACCAUUACUUGGAGAAGAGUUGUGGACUGUAAUGAUCGUUUCUUGCGUGGAAUCACCAUUGGUGAAGCUCCAACCGAGAAAGGUUUCACCAGAAAGACAGGGUUUGACAUCACAGUGGCUUCUGAGUGUAUGGCUAUCUUGGCGCUCGCAAACUCGUUGCAAGACAUGAGAGAAAGAUUGGGUAAAAUGGUUAUUGCUUCCUCUAAGGCUGGUGAGCCGGUUACAUGUGAGGAUAUCGGUUGUGCUGGUGCUUUGACUGCGUUGUUGAAGGAUGCCAUCAAGCCAAAUAUCAUGCAAACCUUAGAAGGAACACCGGUGUUUGUCCAUGCUGGUCCAUUUGCCAACAUUUCCAUUGGAGCGUCGUCUAUUUUGGCAGAUAAAAUGGCUUUGAAAUUAGCUGGAACUUCUGCCUUGUUGAGUGCGGAAGAAAGAGCCCAGCAAGAAGGUUAUGUGGUUACCGAAGCUGGGUUUGACUUUACCAUGGGAGGAGAACGGUUCAUGAACAUCAAGUGUAGAUCUUCCGGAAUUUCUCCUGAUGUCAUUGUCAUCGUUGCUACGGUUCGUGCCUUGAAGGUUCACGGUGGAGGACCCGAAGUCAAAGCCGGAGCACCUUUGGCUCCAGAAUACACUCAGGAAAAUGUUGACCUUUUGCGUGCUGGAUGCAACAAUCUUGCAAAGCAUAUCUCGAACGCCAGAACCUACGGACUUCCCGUGGUGGUCGCUAUCAACAAGAUGUCUUCAGACACCGAUAAUGAGCACCAGGUGAUCAGAGAAGAAGCAUUGAAGGCUGGAGCUGCCGAUGCCAUUGUUUCCAACCACUGGGAAGAAGGUGGAAAGGGAGCUGUCGACUUGGCUCAAGGAGUUAUCAGAGCUUGCAAUUCUGGAGAGAAUAACUUUAGAUUCUUGUACGACACUGCUCCAAGUGUGGAAGAGAAAAUCACCACCAUUGCCAAAGAAAUGUACGGAGCUGGUGAAGUGGAGUUUCUUCCUGAGGCUCAAAAGAAGAUCGAUACUUAUACCAAACAAGGAUUUGGAUCGCUUCCUAUUUGUAUUGCCAAAACUCAAUACUCGUUGUCUCAUGAUGCUGCUUUGAAAGGUGUUCCUACCGGGUUCAAAUUCCCCAUUAGAGACGUCCGGGCUUCGGUUGGUGCCGGCUACUUGUACGCCUUGGCGGCGGAAAUCCAAACCAUUCCUGGAUUGCCCACCCACUGUGGAUUCAUGAACGUCGAAGUUAACGACGAUGGAGAAAUCGACGGACUUUUCUAG
Molecule: messenger RNA, 2835 nt
Organism: Meyerozyma guilliermondii ATCC 6260
Lineage: Eukaryota; Fungi; Ascomycota; Pichiomycetes; Serinales; Debaryomycetaceae
Gene: MIS11
Product: trifunctional formate-tetrahydrofolate ligase/methenyltetrahydrofolate cyclohydrolase/methylenetetrahydrofolate dehydrogenase
Exons: 1
Coding region: 1-2835 (944 amino acids)
Biological process (GO): tetrahydrofolate interconversion
Cellular component (GO): cytosol
Molecular function (GO): methylenetetrahydrofolate dehydrogenase (NADP+) activity; methenyltetrahydrofolate cyclohydrolase activity; ATP binding
Source: RefSeq, a predicted model, not a curated record